AUGUCCAACACAACUCCCGAACACCAAUCCCAAGCUCAAGCUCAACUUCAGAGACAGUUCAAAUCCCCGACCCAUCCGUCUGUGAUCCGUGUGGUACAACAACCAGGCUCGUUUGCCUCGUACUCCGAAUCGACAACGACACAGCCCCCUGGGGCUCUGGUGGCGCGUCUCACAAGUCCACCGUUGACAUUUGUCCCCGGAAAGAGCUGGUCGACCGUGCAAGUGUCCGAGACUCAGCACAUCGAGCUGAACUGCGACUUCUUAUAUCUCAACCACAGCUGCGAGCCGAGCCUGGAGCUGCACGUGGUCCCCGACGGCGGGGAUCUGGAUAAUGCCAAACCAGUGAUCGAAGUGAGGGUUGCCGCUAGGAGGGACGAGCAUGGAAAUCCCCAGGGGAUCAAGCCAGGCGACGAAUUGACCUUUUUCUACCCCAGUACUGAGUGGAUCAUGGAUCAGCCUUUUGAAUGUCGAUGCGCGACCAAGAGCUGUAAAGGCUGGAUCAGUGGUGCGAGGGAUAUGACGCCGGAUCAGUUGCGAGGGUACUUUUUGAACGCUCACAUCGAGGACCUGAGGAGUAUUCCGAGACAAGAAGCUGGGGGGAAGGACUAG
Messenger RNA from Capronia coronata CBS 617.96, 609 nucleotides. RefSeq lists its product as uncharacterized. The transcript has a single exon. The record is from RefSeq and is a predicted model, not a curated record. NCBI's taxonomy places the organism in Eukaryota, Fungi, Ascomycota, Eurotiomycetes, Chaetothyriales, Herpotrichiellaceae. The coding region runs from base 1 to 609 and encodes 202 amino acids.